This is a messenger RNA of Myotis lucifugus (little brown bat), 1955 nucleotides long. It is a transcript of the gene TCEANC2, whose product is annotated as transcription elongation factor A N-terminal and central domain containing 2. Gene Ontology annotation, cellular component: nucleus. NCBI's taxonomy places the organism in Eukaryota, Metazoa, Chordata, Mammalia, Chiroptera, Vespertilionidae. The record is from RefSeq and is a predicted model, not a curated record. The transcript is spliced from 5 exons. The coding region runs from base 475 to 1101 and encodes 208 amino acids. Gene Ontology annotation, biological process: DNA-templated transcription.
GGCCAGCUUCCCCGCCCCCACCCCGGCUGCCGCUUCCGCCUCCGCUGUCCCGCUCAAAAGAGGUGGAGCCAACCCUCGCGAGCACUGGAGCGAACCGGCAUCCGGGACCCCUUUCUUCCUCUGCGGGGCACGCUGGGGCAUGUAGUUCUUCACCGGCGGGAGGCGCCCUGGCGGUCGGGAAAGCUGGUCUCGGAGAACUACAGUACCCUGGGGGCGACCUCGCCCGCCCCUUCGCAGUGCAUUCUGGGGAGGGUGGUUUGCAGUGUCGCUGAGGCUCUCUGUGGACGGACGUCUCUCCCGAGAAACUACCACCCUGGAAGGAAGCGUCCGUUUAGUUUCAUCAGGCCGAGACUGGGGAAGAGACUGUUUAAUGGACUCUUCGCAACCGUAGUUCUCUGGAGGGGCCUCGCUGCUGCCAGGCUGCUUUUCCUGAACGCACUGCAAGCACAUGGAGGUAGUCGGAGGCCCCUAGAAAUGGAUAAAUUCGUCAUUCGAACGCCUAGACUCCAGAGUAGUCCUCAGAAGAAAGGUCCUGGAGGGAAGAUUUACAAGCAGGCCACAAUCGAAUCUCUGAAGAGAGUUGUGGUUGUAGAAGACAUAAAAAGAUGGAAAACUAUGUUGGAGCUUCCUAAUCAAACCAAAGAGAAUCUAGUUGAAACCUUACGAGAAUUAAAGAAGAAAAUACCCUCCAAGGAAGUGUUAAAAUCAACAAGGAUAGGUCACACGGUGAAUAAGAUGCGUCAACACUCAGAUUCAGAAGUGGCUUGUCUUGCCAAAGAAGUUUACACUGAGUGGAGAACUUUCAUUGAGAAACAUGCAGAUAGACCUUCUAUUGAAGUCCGAAGUGAUUCCAAAACCGAGGCACUUAGGAAAAACGCCCAGAAAUUACUCUCAGAAGCGUUGGAAUUAGAGAUGGAUCACCUACUGGUUGAAAAUAUUGAGCGGGAAACGUUUCAUCUCUGCUCCCGCCUCAUUAAUGGGCCCUACCGGCGGACGGUGAGAGCCCUGGUCUUCACAUUAAAGCACCGAGCUGAAAUCCGGGCUCAGGUGAAGAACGGCUCGCUGCCAGUCGGCACGUUUGUACAGACCCACAAAAAAUGACCUGAGGACGGUUCUAACCCUGGGCUGGGCAGAAAAGAAAAUGUGUCCCUUUCUGCCAUUCAAAGACUCUUUUGAGUUUGGAUGAUGGCUGAUGCUGGCUGCGCUAAAUUUUCCCAUGGUGCCAUUCCUUCAGACAGAGGCUGCAGGGAGCCCUGGGAGACAGGCUGCAGGAAAUGCUUCAUUAGCUGUAGUGCGCUGGUGCAGCCUAACAGGACGUGCACAGGCUGUCCCUAGGAAGCGCUGUAUGGUUGCCAUCACCCAACACAGCAAAGGGUGACGGAUUUUGGAUUUCGCUGUGAGUAUGCCAAGGACACCUCUAAACUUCCCCCACGUCAGGCAGAUGAAGUUACUACUUUAUUUCGCCACCCUGCAGGUAACUGAAACUCAAUUACUGCUGCCGCUCGCACAGUUCCAUCCCCCUGAGUUUAGAUGGCUCUGGUGCCUCUCAGAACUCCCCUGUCUGUUCUCUUUGCUCUGCCCCAGGGGUGAGCCUGCCCGAGCCAGCCAACUACCCCUUCUUUCCAGAACUCACUUAUCUGAAUGCGUCAGCUCCCCCUGGAAGACCUUCUGUGUUGGUCUCCGGAGCCCCCAUGCUGAGGCUCCUAAUGAAGAACUGGCCUGCAGCAUCCCCACACUCGGGCUUAUUUGAAUAUGUGACACUCUCAUUUUAAGGUUCUGUAGAAGAUACAUAAUGAAAUUCCUCUUGAAAUGAAUUACUGUAGUGAAAAAAUUCCAUACAUAUAUUUUUAAAAUAAAAUACCUCUACAUAAGCCUAUUGGAACAAUUAUGUAAAUGAUAUUUGCUUUUUUUAUAAGUAAUAAUAAACUGGGGCUUUCCCCCCGCCUAAAAAAAAA